Molecule: messenger RNA, 3439 nt
Organism: Lampris incognitus (smalleye Pacific opah)
Lineage: Eukaryota; Metazoa; Chordata; Actinopteri; Lampriformes; Lampridae
Gene: vps35l
Product: VPS35 endosomal protein sorting factor like
Exons: 30
Coding region: 1-2904 (967 amino acids)
Biological process (GO): endocytic recycling
Cellular component (GO): endosome
Source: RefSeq, a predicted model, not a curated record
AUGGCUGUGCAGUGGCAUUCCCGUGGGCGUAAAUACGUGGAGGAGCUGCAGAGCUGUCGUUUUGAGGCGGUGCCUGUGGAGUUUGGCGAAUACCAUCCUCUCAAACCCAUCACUGUGACAGACACAAAGUCCCGCCGUGGAGCCCGCAAAGGCAGCACCUCCUCCUCCUCCUCUUCCUCCUCCUCGGCGGCGGCAGACCCCCUCAGCUCCAUGCUGGAUGGAACAGAUCCUUUGUCCAUGUUUGCUGCUGCCUCGGCCAGCGAGACACCUUCCCUCCCACACAGCGCUUCCACUGGGGAGCUAGGGAGGAAGAGGAGGGAAAAGGAGGAAGAGGCAGUGGGAGCAGACUUUGAACCCUGGUCGGCAAAACGAGGAGAGAUUUUGUCUCGGUUCACCACCACUGAAAAGCUUUCUAUUAAUCUCUUCAUGGGCUCUGACAAAGCCAAGGCCCCAAAUCCAGGUUCUUCUGCCGUAUCAGAGAAAGUUCGCACUCGCCUUGAAGAGCUGGAUGAUCUGGAGGAGGGCUCCCAGAGAGAGCUGCUAAACCUGUCCCAACAGGACUAUGCCAACCGCAUCGAAGAACUCAACCAGUCUUUGAAGGAGGCCUGGGCCUCAGACCAGAAGGUCAAGGCCCUCAAGAUUGUCAUCCAGUGCUCCAAACUUUUAUCAGAUACCUCAGUGAUCCAGUUUUACCCCAGCAAAUUUGUCCUCAUCACAGAUAUCCUUGACACCUUUGGCCGGCUGGUGUACGAGAGAAUCUGGACCAUGUGUUCAGACCCUCAACCCUUAUCAGACGCAUUUACCGCUGAAGAUGUCAACGACACUGCCAAAGAGACCUGUCUCAACUGGUUCUUUAAGAUCGCCUCCAUCAGAGAGCUCAUCCCUAGACUAUACGUUGAGGCAGCCAUCUUGAAAUGUAAUUGUUUCCUGAACAAGGCUGGGAUUCAGGAAACUCUCCCCCGGCUUACAGCUAUGAUCAGAGGGAUAGGAGACCCUCUGGUGGCUGUCUAUGCCAGAGCCUACCUCUGCAGAGUGGGUAUGGAGGUGGCCCCCCAUCUGAAGGACAGCCUGAACCGCAACUUCUUUGACUUGUUGAGCACCUUCCGUCAGAUCCAUGGGGACAGUGUUCAGAAUCAGCUGGUCAUCCAGAGGGUGGAGAUACCCCAAUACCUGACUCUCUACUCACCUGCCAUUCACUGGAUCCUGCAGUGUAUAGCCUAUAGAGCACCGGAGCCUCUUCUAAUGGAAAUGAUGGAGAGAUGCAAGAAGGUGGGGAACAAUGCCUUGCUGUUGAAUUCUGUCAUGUGGGCAUUCAGGGCAGAGUUUGUGGCAGCCAGAGCGACUGACUUCAUUGCAAUGAUUAAGGACUGCGACGAGGCGGGAUUCCCAAAGCAUCUGCUGUUUGGCUCUCUUGGUCGGAGUCUGGCCUGCGCUGACCCUCCUGAAGCAGAGAAACUGCCAAUCCUCAAUGAAGCCUGGAAGGUCAUCACCAAAAUCCGCAGCCCCCAGGACUACAUCCACUGUGCUGAGAUCUGGGUGGAGUUCACCUGUCGACACUUCACAAAACGUGAGGUCAACACUGUUCUGGCCGACAUCAUCAAACACAUGACCCCUGACCGCGCCUUUGAAGACGCCUAUCCACAGUUGCAGUCGGUGAUCAGGAAGAUCCUCACCUACUUCCAUGACUUUUCCGUCCUCUUCUCCAUGGAGCGUUUCCUGCCAUUUUUAGACAUGUUCCAGAAAGACAGUGUGAGGGUUGAGGUCUGCAGAGGCAUCAUGGAGGUCUUCAUCAAGCACCAGCUGGAGCCCACCAGAGACCCUGUCAUCCUCAACGCCUUACUGCAUGUCUGCAAGACCAUGCACGACUCUGUCAACGCACUGACUCUGGAGGAUGAGAAACGGUCUUUGGCUUCCCUGAUCAACGGCUUCAUACGCAUGGUGUCUUUUGGUCGGGACUUUGAGCAGCAGUUGAGCUUCUGUGUUGAGGCCAGAGCCACGUUCUGUAACCUGGAGCCAGUGCUCAUGCAACUCAUUCAUACGGUGAACCAACUGGCCAUGGAGACGAGGAGGGUGAUGAGAGGGAACCACUCCCGCAAAACCGCCUCUUUCGUCAGGGCGUGUGCAGCCUACAGUUUCAUCACAAUCCCAUCUCUGAGCAGCAUCUUCUAUCGCCUCAGCCUUUACCUGCUCUCUGGACAGGUGGCACUGGCCAACCAGUGUUUGUCCCAAGCGGAUGCCUUCCUGAAGGCAGCCGUCAGCAUCCUGCCCGAAGUGCCUCGGACCAUCAGUGUGGAGGGCAAACAGCGCUCCUCUGAGAACUUCCUACUGGACUUCAUCAACAACUUCCUGUCCACGCUGCUGGUCAUCCCGGACCAUCCAGAACAUGGCGUGCUCUACCUGGUCCGUGGCUUACUCAACAUGGUCCAGGACUACACCUGGGAGGACAAUAGCGAUGCGAAGGUCAAGGUUUACAUCAGCGCCCUGCCCCUGUUGGCCGCCAUGAGUCAGGAGACGUACCUCCACUCCAUACCCAAAGUGGACUCCAAUGAGACUCUUUAUGGAGGAGACCCCAAGUUUUUAGGCGAGAUCAACAAGUUGUGCGAGACCCUGAUAGGUCAAGUUCUGGACCACCUGAAGGUGCUUGGCCGAGACGAGCAUAACGUGCGUCGUCAGGGCGCUCUGGCGUUUUCCCUGUUUGGCAUCCUGCUGGCACACGGCGAUCUGCGGAACAACAAGCUAAACCAGCUGGCCGUCAACCUGUGGAACCUCAGCCACAAACAUGGCUACUGCGACACACGCACCUCCGUGCGUACUCUGGAGUACAUCAAGCAUCAGGCCCAGCAGCCUGACAUGGCCCACAUCUCAGACAUGGUCCAGAGGCUCACGCUGCAGUCCCGCACUUGAACGCGCGUCUGAGAAAAGCUCCGCCCUCGCUUGACUGACAGGCGCCUCUCACACAGGAAUACACUAAACCAUUGACUUGACGUCCGAGCGGGACAGGUGUGUGUUGGACAUGCUCACUUUUUUUCUCUCGCGUGAACAUUCGCUGGUGUUUGGAUUUGGUCCUGAAAAUAGGAAAAGCCUCCGUUCGAACUGGGGAGCCGGCCUUUCAGAAGAGGGGCAGGCCGCUGUAGCUGUGCGCCUCGUGGACUUGUGGUGUCAUGCCCCCCCCCCCUUAAAUAUGCUAAAAUACACUGCUUCCUGCUCUUUUAGAGUGCUGCAAGAAAAAGAAGAGCCGUCCAAGGGGAUUUUAACUCAGAAACUGUGCCACUGGUGUCCUCUUUGCAUUGGAAGAUAAUCCAGCCUCGUGCAUAUGAUUUAACUCAUUAAUGUGCGAUUUAAUUAUUGUAUUACAGAACACAGUAUUCAUGUUAUGCACUGCUAUGGCUGCAAAUCAAUUACAAUCCUGCACUAACAUUUCGUUAAGUUUGAUCAUGUC